Molecule: messenger RNA, 1616 nt
Organism: Labrus bergylta (ballan wrasse)
Lineage: Eukaryota; Metazoa; Chordata; Actinopteri; Labriformes; Labridae
Source: RefSeq, a predicted model, not a curated record
GACCGUGGCUGUGGUCUGGGUGGUUUCUUUUAUCAUAUGUGCUCCCAUAACGGUUAUGAAUCGACGACGGGAGAUCAGCUUUGGGACAUUUGCCAUCUUGGUGUGUCAGGAGGAGUGGCCUCAGCACCGCCUCAAACAGGGAUAUAAUGUGCUGCUGUUUGUGAUGCUCUACUGCCUUCCUGUGGCGUUUAACCUCACCAUAGGUUUCCUAACUGGCAGGCGGCUUUGGGGAGGAAAGAAAUCUACUUUUGCGGAUCUGGAUCCUCGCAGCCAAGCUCUGCAUGUGUCCCGCCUCAAAACGCGCCAGAAGAUCGCUAAGAUGGUUGUGUGUCUGGUGCUGCUGUUUGCAGUAUCAUGGCUGCCCCUCUACUUGGCUGACCUUUGGAUCGACUAUGAUCAAAGUCAACCAUCUUGGCUCCUGCAGACACGCCCGUUUGCCCAGUGGCUAGGUCUGACAAACUCCAGCCUUAACCCCAUCUGUUACUGUUUCAUAGGGGACCUGUACCGCUCAGCUAAGGUGAUACGGACGAGAUACUACCAGAAAGUUGCGUCCCUCUUCGGCUCCUCCUCCUUCUCCAGCUCGGUUACAGUGGCGUCUUCUGUCGCACGGAUUUCAGACACAAGAGUGACAUAUGCUGAGCGCCACCACAUUGCUGCAGCUGUGGCAGCGUCUGCGUCCAUUGUGACUGUCCCCAGGUUGUUGAACCUGGCCAGAGUCCAGGGGCUAGGGCAGAGGGUCGGAGACAGUUCAGACAGCCAAGCAGGAUCCGACCACAGUAUCUCAGACUGGUGUCGCUCCAGUCCCAGUGUGUGCGACAGCUCUUUGUUCCCCUGCCAGCUGCACACACUUCAGAACUCCAUGCAGAAAACAGAAUUCCUGCCCAUGAGAAGACACUCAGUGAAUGACAAUGCAGGAUCAUUACCUUUAAGAAUGGAGUGUGUGGAAAUAGACAUUCUGCCUUUAAGGAGUUAUUCAGGGGACAUAAUAUAUGGUCCGUCAAACGAUAAGAGAGACAUUAUUACCAUGGGCAGAGACGCUCUGUGUUACACCCUGCAGCAUCAGAGCAAAACAUUACACACCGACUCUUUGGUAGGAGACAGGGAGGAUGAAACGAUCGACAUGACCAGCCUGUGAAAGCUACAGAUUAACUCAUACUUUAUAUCAGCAGGGAUGACUUUUUUCUUGUUUGUCACAGACAUACACACACACACACACACACACACACACACACACACACACACACUCCUGAUUCACAGUUUGUAGUUGGCAGUAUGAGUUAAUCCCUCAGAAAAGCCACUGUUUGACUUAAGGCUAAACUGACCUGGUCUACACUCUCUUUCUGUUCCUGUGUUGUUUUCUCUUUGUGUCCAGGAAAGCACAGGGAAUCCAGGGCAGACGUUUGCAACAAUCAGAUCAGGUUUUGAAGGUGGGUGCAGGGAGCGGCGGUGGAGUAAACUCUGCAGGGGAAGAGCUGGAGUGUUAUUUAGCCCCAGGCUCGAAAGCAAUUUACCAGUAAAAAGGAUAGCGUAGCAGCAGUGCACCAUCACAUGCAAAGCACAUCAUAAGUGAUUCAAUUGCUCGUCACAGCUUGAUCUAAUUUCUGCUUAAAACAAUA